AGGAGAUCAUAUAAUAUGUGUAUUCAGCUGUGUGACUGGAGUUCAGCUGUAAAGCUGCUGUACUUUUCCAUUUUCGAUGUCUGAAUUUCUCCAAAGAAUUGGGGCUCCGUGGGCUCCCCCAUCCUGAGUCCCCGGAAGAAAGGUUCCCGGCAGUGUCCGGGCCGGUCCAGGCGGGAGGUUUGCACAACGUUCCUCUAUAAUUAGCCCGUCAGGGAAGUUUGAGUUAAUUGCCGAGGAGUCGGGAGGUGAGCUGCACCCUGCAGGGAUGGGAGGGAAGGAAGGACGGCUGGAGUAGGAAGGACACAGAGACUCCGGGACUUUGGCAUCAUGUCAGGCCUGAGAUCUCUCUUCUCCUCCUCAGGGUCCUGGAUCGCAAAGUUCUUCAGAAAAGAAUCGUCACCGACCAAGAAAGUGCCGCGAAUAUGUGGAACCAAAUACCCGCUGAGUAUUCUGUUCAUCAUCGUCAACGAGUUCUGCGAGAGAUUCUCCUACUAUGGAAUGAAAGCCGUCCUGACGCUCUACUUCCUGAACUACCUGCACUGGAGCGAGAACCUCUCCACCACCGUCUACCACGCCUUCUCCGGGCUCUGCUACUUCACCCCGAUCCUCGGGGCCCCCAUCGCUGACGGCUGGCUGGGCAAAUUCAACACCAUAUUUUGGCUAUCCAUUUUGUACGUGAUCGGUCAUGUGAUCAAGUCUGUGGGUGCCAUCCCGUAUGUGGGGGGCACAGAGCUGCACGUGGCUCUCUGCAUCAUUGGUCUGAUUGCCAUCGCCUUCGGGACCGGCGGUAUCAAGCCCUGCGUCGCGGCCUUCGGCGGUGACCAGUUUGAUGAAGAUAACGUAAAAGAGAGAGGAAAAUUCUUCUCCAUCUUCUAUAUGGCCAUCAACGCCGGCAGUCUCAUCUCCACCUUCGUGACGCCGAUUCUCAGAGGAGACGUCCAAUGCUUCGGAAUGGAUUGUUACGCUUUGGCGUUCGGCGUUCCAGCCGCUUUGAUGUUGGUUGCACUGAUUGUGUUUGUCAGCGGGAGCGGGAUGUACAAGAAGUACCCGCCGCAAGGAAACAUCUUAGCCCAAGUCUUCAAUUGUAUCGGAUUUGCCCUCAAGAACCGCUGGAAGCAUCGUGCCAAGCAAUACCCCAAGCGGGGGCACUGGCUGGACUGGGCCUCCGGAAACUAUUCGAAAAAAACAAUCACAGAAGUGAAAAUGGUGACCAAAGUCCUCUUCCUGUACAUCCCCCUCCCGAUGUUCUGGGCUCUCUACGACCAGCAGGGAUCACGAUGGACUCUUCAGGCUACAAGAAUGAACACCGAUAUCAAAGGGUUUCUCAUUCAGCCGGACCAGAUGCAGGUCCUGAACCCGCUUCUGAUCCUCAUUCUGAUCCCUGUGUUUGAUCUUGGGAUCUACCCUCUCGUCGGGCUUUGCAAGAUCAACUUCAAACCCUUGGCAAAGAUGGCCGUCGGCAUGCUGCUGGUCGCUCUGUCUUUCGCUGUUGCCACCAUUGUGGAGGUCAAAAUUGAUGGGGGCAAUCCGCUCGUUCCAAAGGCCGGAGAGAGCUAUGUGCAGGUUCUGAACUUUGCAAACCAAGACGUCACCGUUCAGGUGCCAAACAAUUUGCCGUUCACCCGACCGCCACUGAUCAAGGGAGGUUUCCAGGAUCCCAAUUACAUGAAGGUUCAUUUCAUUGGCUCUGCGAAGGUGACUGUGGAAAUUCCCGGAGCGAACAUUUCCUGCACAGAGGACAUUCAUGAGGAAGCCACCUACUCCUUAUUGGUGGAUACAGUGAAUGGAAGUCUGUAUUGUAGAACGAUAGAAGAUUCCAAUAGAAAACCAGCCAAUGGAUUAUCAGGGGUCAGAUUUAUUAAUUUGCUCCCAGAAACCGUCUAUGAUAUCAAGAUCGGCGAUACAACGAUCAACAGUGCCAGCCCCAACGUAUCGCAAUAUUUCACCCAGAAAAGAGCAUUUACCAAACUAACUGUGACUUACAAAGGAGAUAAAUACACGAUCGACCUCGAUCUCCUGGACUUUGGUGCCGCAUACACAGCAGUCCUGAGGGAGGUGGAUGAAGCCAAGAAAGAAAUAAAAGCCUACAAGGUGGAGGACAUCGAUGCAAACCGCGUGCACGUGGCGUGGCAGAUCCCGCAAUACGUCCUGCUGAGCGCCGGAGAGGUCAUGUUCUCAGUCACCGGCUUGGACUUCUCCUACUCCCAGGCUCCAGCCAGUAUGAAGUCCGUCCUCCAGGCCGGGUGGCUGCUCACUGUGGCUUUCGGCAACGUCAUCGUGCUGAUUGUGGCCCAAGCCGGAUCCAUGGAACAGUGGGCAGAGUUUAUCCUGUUUGGCGCCCUCCUGGUCGCCGUCGCCAUCAUCUUCUCCAUCAUGGGAUACUUCUACGUUCCGGUGGACCCCGACGACCUGAAGGAGGGCGACAAUAAUGAAGACGACGAUACCAAGAAGCCGACGCCCGUCUUCGAUGACGAGACCGGAAUAGACAACGUGGAGGAGAAGAAGACCAAGAUCUAAAAUGUUUCUAUAAAUCCGCAAUUCUGCUCCUGAGCCUCUCUCCGGAUUGGACGACUCCCGGCCCGCCGCGUAUGUUUUCCUGGGUCAUCACCAUCCCUUCAUCCCUCUUCACCAAGGACUUUAUCUCCCCCCCCCCCCGAUGGACACCGAGCCGUGUAUGAGCCAAAGGAAGCUCUGUGUAAAAUCAGCUUGCUUUUAUUGUGAUCCUCACAAGGGGGCGCUAUAUGGCCAGGGCAGCUGAUGGGGGGGAAACGGGAACCCCUCCUAUACCAGGCCCGGGCCUAACUGGGUCAGCAGGGGGGGUCCCAGGACUUGCAGGAGCUGUUGACUUCUCCCCACCUAAACUCCACUGUGUGCCCCUUGCCAGGCAGUGCCGGGGAAGAUUGUGCCCUCCAGGCCGCCAUCUUGCUUGAUUUCAGCCGGAGCUGACCCCUGCACCACACUCUACAUCACAUACUCCCGACCCCUGCACCACACUAUACAUCACAUACUCCCGACCCCUGCACCACACUAUACAUUACAUACUCCCGACCCCUGCACCACACUAUACAUUACAUACUCCCGACCCCUGCACCACACUCUACAUCACAUACUCCCGACCCCUGCACCACACUAUACAUCACAUACUCCUGACCCCCGCACACUAUACAUCACAUACUACUGACCCCCGCACACUAUACAUUACAUACUCCCGACCCCUGCACCACACUCUACAUCACAUACUCCCGACCCCUGCACCACACUCUACAUCACAUACUCCCUACCCCUGCACCACACUCUACAUCACAUACUCCCGACCCCUGCACACUAUACAUCACAUACUCCUGACCCCCGCACACUAUACAUCACAUACUACUGACCCCUGCACACUAUACGUUACAUACUCCUG
Rana temporaria (common frog) is the source of this 3406-nucleotide messenger RNA. Its product is annotated as solute carrier family 15 member 2-like. The record is from RefSeq and is a predicted model, not a curated record. The transcript is spliced from 22 exons. Gene Ontology annotation, molecular function: dipeptide transmembrane transporter activity. NCBI's taxonomy places the organism in Eukaryota, Metazoa, Chordata, Amphibia, Anura, Ranidae. The coding region runs from base 328 to 2517 and encodes 729 amino acids. Gene Ontology annotation, biological process: transmembrane transport; oligopeptide transport. Gene Ontology annotation, cellular component: membrane.